Molecule: messenger RNA, 1177 nt
Organism: Scophthalmus maximus (turbot)
Lineage: Eukaryota; Metazoa; Chordata; Actinopteri; Pleuronectiformes; Scophthalmidae
Gene: rilpl2
Product: Rab interacting lysosomal protein-like 2
Exons: 4
Coding region: 179-769 (196 amino acids)
Biological process (GO): cilium assembly
Cellular component (GO): cytoplasm; ciliary basal body
Molecular function (GO): protein dimerization activity
Source: RefSeq, a predicted model, not a curated record
AGGAUACUUCGCCCUCCUCUGCCGCUCACCGAGUCACGCCAUUGGCGGGCGAGUGAUGGGGGAAGUGCGGCCCGUCGGGAAGUUGGGAACCUUCUGCCAGUGAAAAGUCUACUUCUGCCAGGGGGGAGAAACCCAACGAAAUCUCGUCAGAAGUUUAACUUUUUCGCGUCGUUCCGUCAUGGAGUUCGGCGACGAGUCGUCGCCCGCGCUGGCGUUCGAGAAGGACGCGUUCGAGCUCACGGCCGAGGACGUUUAUGACAUUUCGUACGUGAUCGGCCGCGAUCUGUUGAAGAUCAGCCGCACGGGAGACGAGGUGUCGGAUUUGCAGUUCCGGAUCGUGCGCGUGCUGGAGAUGUUCGAGACCCUGGUGAACAAGUACAACCUGUCCGUGGAGGAGCUGAGGAUGGAGCGGGACAACCUGAAGAGCGAACUGGACCGCAUCGUGAAGGAGAGCUCCUGCGGACAGGCCACGCACACGGCCGGGCCGAACCAGCUGGUGGUGGACCUGACGGACCCGAACAGGCCGCGCUUCACCAUGCAGGAGCUGAAGGAGGUGCUGCAGGAGAGGAACCAGCUGAAGGCGCAGCUCAUGGUGGCUCAGGAGGAGCUGCAGCUGUACAAGAGUGGGAUUUUACCACGGGCUGAACCAGCCAUGGUGGAAGUUGAUCUGGAGACACCAGCGGCUACGGAGCACAGUCCAGCAACAAUAAAUGAUGCAAAAGAGGAGAAGACGACCAUAGGCAAACUGUUUUCAUUCAGGCGAAAAUAAUACACAAGAACUGAUCGUGUAGAAGAUGAACAGGAUUUGUUGGGAGUUUUCGCAUCAUUUAACCACUUUUUAUAUUGAAUAUUUUUUACGUGUAUUUGUCAACCUAACAAGCACUGUAUUUUUGCACUGGUGAUUUUAACCUAUAAUGGUUUAUUGUAAUAGAGUUGACGUAGUAAAAAAUAUAUAUAUUUCGUGAAACGUUUGAUGAAGGAAUCAAAAGAAACUGGAAAGUAUUAUCUAGCUGCUGUUGGAGUUCAUGUUGAAUGCAUUCACUCAAAAUGAAGUUAUCGAUGGGCUUGAAAUUAAUUCUUCGCUGGGCUUCAUGUAAUCUAAACACACUUUGUCACUCUGAACUCAGUUGUCAAACAGAAACUUUUGAAAUAAUAAUAAAAUGUAUUACAUUUUGAA